Molecule: messenger RNA, 1911 nt
Organism: Peronospora matthiolae
Lineage: Eukaryota; Oomycota; Peronosporomycetes; Peronosporales; Peronosporaceae
Source: the annotation of a GenBank genome assembly
AUGAGGGGCUUGCGGUACUUGCACCGGGCAGUUCAUCGACGUCCUGAAGCGCUGGUGGGACAUGGAGGCGCAGUCUUUUUGCAGCUGCAGAGGCUUCGCAUGUUCUCUGUCUUCAGGCCUAUGGACGCUUUGUACGAGGGACAAGAUUACGCUCGUCAAGUGGAGAAGAAAUUUAGUGAGCUCUCUGGGAAAACCCCAUGGGAGCCCGAUAUCAAGUACUUGAAAGGCUUCAAGAGCCGCUUGCAAGGCCGGGAGCCGACGCUGAAUGAACUGGUGCGCGACGAUGUACCGGCGGCUCGAACUUUGUUCCGGAACGUCUUGCAACGUCAGUAUCCAAAGGAUAUGGGCAUGUGGAACAAGUGGGGCGUCAUGGAGUGGAAGGCAGGGAAUUACGGGCUGGCAAGGAUGAUCUUUUCGAAAGCGUCACGAAUCUCAUUUGACGUCGAGCUGUGGACAUCGUGGGGAUCAAUGGAGCUCGAAGCAAAGAAUUUGCAGGAAGCCAAGCGCAUUUAUAAAGUGAUUUUGGCGACUGACCCGCAGAACCCAAUGGCGGGACUAGGGAUGGCUCUUUGGGAAGUUCAGGCAGGACAUCCAGAUGAAGCACGUGAGAGAUUUCAGGAACUCAUGGAAGAACAUCCAAAGGACGUGUUGAUUAUGCAAGCUUAUGGUGUGUUUGAAGCCAAAUGUCAACACGUCGGGAUGGCUCGAAGCAUUUUCCAGAACGCUGUGUCGCAUCCGCGAGCUACCGGCCAAGUCUGGCACGCAUGGGCCAAAGCAGAGUAUGAUGCUGGGCUGUACAAGAAUGCGCUGGCCGUGAUAUCUACUGCGUUUGGGCGCUUUCCAACACACAAGUGGCUUAUCUUGCUGGGUGCUAUGGCCCACUUCAAGCUUGGCGACGUGUAUGAGGCACGGCGUGCGUAUCGCCGACUCAUUGACGGUGGACUCUUUGUGGAACCGUCAGCCUACAACUCGUAUGCAAAAAUGGAGGAGGAGCUGGGUAAUGAGGAUGCAGCCGUAGGCUUGUACAUAGAAGCUUUGGAACAGCACCCUGACCAUGUGCCCAGCCUCAUGUCGCUCGCAGUUUUAUACAAACGUCGCGGGCGCAUGCGCAACGCACGCAAAGUGUUUGAAAGUGCACUUGUCAAGCUUCAGCACACCGGUCCUGUGUUGCAUGCUUUUGGUGAUUUCGAGGAGCAACACGGAGAGCUCAACAAUGCACGAGAGUUAUACGAUGAGGCUACAAAAGUACAGCCAACGGUCAUUGAGUCGUGGCGUGCGCUAGCACGUGUCGAAGCCAGAUUGAAGAAUUAUGAAGCAGCACGUUCAGUGCUGACCAUGGCAUCACAGCAUGUACCUAACGACGCACCUUUGCUGAUUGAGUUGGCCAAGAUUGAGCAGCGGAAUCGCCGCUUUCCGGCAGCUCGUGAGGCAUUGGAGAAGGCACUUAAGAUCGACCCGUCGGACGCAUCUGUGUGGAAUUUGCGCGCGUUGUUGGAACUGUCAGUAGACCCGGAACGUGCAAAGACGAUUGUGGAAAAUGCUUUGUCGGUGGUUCCAGAGUACGAGAAAACGAGUUGGAGCAUUUUGAUGUGUACAUACGGCCGUAUAUUUGCAGCUUUGGAGGAUUAUCAGCAGGCAGUUGCAGCCUUUCAGCGAUCUUUCAAGUUGCGGCCGAAAAAUUGGGAGACGCAUUUAAUCUAUGCUGAUAGUGUGCUUACACCAAACGAAGCGUGGACCGAAUCUGUGAAACAUCUUACGGCUUCGCGCAAGCUGCUUCCUAAGACUGAUAGGAGACGUGCUAAUGUCGAGCGCAAACUACGUGCUGCUGAGGCAAUGGCAAAAGCGAGUCAGAAUAACAAGCAUACUGCCGAUGGGAACAGUGAGGAUAGCCGGGAAGAAGAGGAAUUUUAG